AGUUAGAGCGAUACUACACGUAUUGCCCAACCCAUCUACAAUGUCUGUACUCUCGACCACCUCAGCCUGGAAAAUCUCGGAGCAGCAGAAGAUAGAUUAUGCGCAGCAAGGGUAUCUCAUAUUGAGAAAUCUCUUCACGCCCCAGGAGAAAGCAGACCUUAUAGAAUGGGUAAAGGACGUCAAGAACUCACCAGAUAUGCCGAAUCACUACAUGCAUUACGAAGAGAUCAAAGGAAACGGCAAGAAGGAUCGUACCCUCACUGAAAACUUCGUCGAUCAUCACGAGCAGCUCGGCCACCUGUUGCGGAGUCAGGAGCUGGCCCAUCUCGUUCAACAGGUCACAGGCGAGGAGAUGGUCCUGUUUAAGGAGAAGAUCGUGUACAAAACUCCCGGGGGCGGCGGCUUCCCCGCACACACGGAUGCACCGUCUUAUCAGCAUAUCGCUUCUAUUAAUCAUCUUUCCCUGGCCAUGGCUGUGGAGCCGGCUACACCUGAAAACGGAUGCGUUGAGGUACUCCCUGGAUCGCACCUUCUGAAGGACAUCCCCACGAGACAUGACAAGUGUAUUGAUGAUGCCUGGUGUGCCAAGCAACGAUGGAUACCUGCUGAGUUGGACACAGGCGAUAUUUUCAUAUUCUCUUCCUUCCUCGUCCACAGAUCGGAAAAGAAUGACUCAGAGAAGGGUCGUGCGCUCAUAUACGCAACUUUCAACCUCACCAAGGAAGGAGGCGAUCAACGCAGGGAGUACUACGAACACCGUCGCGAAAAGUGGCCCGCGACGUUCGAGCGCAAGCCGAAUGUGUCCUACCAGGAAGGGUACGACAUGUACGCCUGGGGGACGCCGAUGGGCACCAUCCACAACCAAGUUGCGGUUGCACCUGUGAUGUAGGGAGAGGAGUAGGAACGUGUCGAAGAGAGACCGGCUGAACGCAUACGCGUGCUCAUCAUCAUGAUUCAUCCAGCACAAUGUUGCGUUAGGCAAUCACUACCAUCAGUCCCGUAGAUUCACAUUUGCACAAUACAAUACCUGAAUCAACAUAGAUAUUUUCACG
Messenger RNA from Dacryopinax primogenitus, 1052 nucleotides. RefSeq names its product PhyH-domain-containing protein. The transcript has 4 exons. NCBI's taxonomy places the organism in Eukaryota, Fungi, Basidiomycota, Dacrymycetes, Dacrymycetales, Dacrymycetaceae. The record is from RefSeq and is a predicted model, not a curated record. Bases 41 to 889 code for a protein of 282 amino acids.